This is a messenger RNA of Pecten maximus, 4190 nucleotides long. RefSeq lists its product as uncharacterized. The record is from RefSeq and is a predicted model, not a curated record. The transcript is spliced from 9 exons. The coding region runs from base 58 to 1347 and encodes 429 amino acids. NCBI's taxonomy places the organism in Eukaryota, Metazoa, Mollusca, Bivalvia, Pectinida, Pectinidae.
CUCCAGACAUUUAGCACGAAACAUGCUACUCAAUAUUACUCCAGUCAUACAAUUACGAUGUCCAUACAGAAGCCAACUCCUGGUAUUUGGAAAUUGACCCGACGUAGCAGUUCCUCAUGGACAGUAAAUGUCACAGCGUCCACUUAUCUGGACGUUGACUACCAGCUUAAAGAAACAGACAAAUUCGGAAUCUCGUAUGUAGUAGACCGUAAUCCUAUUGCAGGUAAAAACUACACCCUGGAAGUCCUCGCCUACAACCUGAACUCUUCGUCGUCAUCGUUCAAUCUACAUCUACUGGACGACAAUGGAACGCACCUGUACAGUCAUCCUGUACAUAUCUUGUUUGGUUCUUCAAAAAUAACUGGAUACAUGGCAAUUGUUACACCAGCAAAGGAUUUCUAUGUACAGUUAAGUGGUAUUGACCAAAACGGUUUCCAAUUCAAGAGGAUGUGUAGAAAAAUGACAAGUCCUGUUAGCGUUGAUUUAUUUGUGAAGCCGAUAAUAGGAAACCUUGAUGUUGGAGUAGUCCACAAUAUAACAUAUACACUAAGUAACCUUGGAGGAUCCCCCCAGACCUACACUGUCAGUAUUACUGACGACAAGGGAAGGGUUCAAAGUCCAACAUCUCAACAGCAAAUACUACCUGCAGGGAAUACCACAAGUGGAUAUUUCCAGAUAUUGAGUCCGAAUGAAUUGGAACUAGUGACUUAUACUGUGAGUGUGAAACUGUCGGGAUCUGCGUCAGUCCUUCAGUCUAGUAGAUCAACAGUUAUGUUUGCUGGAGCCGUAUGUUCUUCCUUCGUAUCCCGGAAGUGCAGAUUGUCAGACACCGGAAGUAACUGCACUUCGUUCACAUGGUCGGCUACAGCCGUCUUCUCUUUUGAUGUAUCAACGUACGUGGACAUUACAAACGUUUCACUGACCAUAGACUCUACCGAUAGGAAGCGUUUACAUAUCAGUGGAAUUUGCUGUCAAGAUAGCUUUACCGCAAAUGCCAAGCCGUCCGCCGGAAGUGGAUGCGAGACUUCACAGAGCGUGAUCGCGUCGGCCCAAGAGGAAGUGGUAGACUUAGUUCCUGUAGUUACAGACCAGGGUUCUCCGGAAACACAUCACAAUGAGAGUGUACCACACAAACACCAUACCACUAACAACAAAUCAAACGUUUGGCCAGUUGUCGGAGCAGUCGUUGGAUCUGCAGUCGCCAUUGUCGUUGGCGUCAUAGUAGUGAUAACAUAUAAGGUGCAUCUUCAAAAGACCGCAAAGCUGAAGAUGGGUCAAACGGACUUCCCUUCUCGUGUGGACAAAUCCAACAAACCACAGUUUCAUCAAAGUUCCUUAAGUUUAUAGAUAUCUAGAAUUAUGAUAUUAUCAUAUAAUAAUCUACUGUUCAAUCUAAGUACCUUAAUGUUUUAAGUAUUUAAAAUUGUGAUAUUAUUAUAUAGCAAAUCUACAGUUCAAUCAAAGUACCUUAAUGUUUUAAGUAUUCAAAAUUGUGAUAUUAUUAUAUAGAAAAUCUACAGUUCAAUCAAAGUACCUGAAUGUUUUAAGUAUUCAAAAGUGUGAUAUGGAAAUAUAACGGUGAGCUAUAACAGUGUGCUAUGUACAUUGUAGUCAUAUAAAAUUGUAACUUAAUCUAGAUUUGAAAGAUUUAAUCGUAAAUAUGUUAUUGUCUAUUUGCCAUUCCAUUGUUGAUUGCCUAAAUAAAAAAAAUUCACAUAAGCAAGACAUUUGGUAAAGUUGGACACAAUAGAUAUACAAGUUAGGGGAUUACAAGUUAGAGGAUUACAAGUUGGAGGAUUACAAGUUAGAGGAUUACAAGUUAGGGGAUUACAAGUUAGAGGAUUACAAGUUAGGGGAUUACAAGUUAGAGGAUUACAAGUUAGAGGAUUACAAGUUAGGGGAUUACAAGUUAGAGGAUUACAAGUUAGGGGAUUACAAGUUAGAGGAUUACAAGUUAGAAGAUUACAAGUUAGGGGAUUACAAGUUAUAGGAUUACAAGUUAGGGGAUUACAAGUUAGGGGAUUACAAGUUAGAGGAUUACAAGUUAGGGAUUACAAGUUAGGGGGUUACAAGUUAGCGGAUUACAAGUUAGAAGAUUACAAGUUAGGGGAUUACAAGUUAGAGGGUUACAAGUUAGAUGAUUACAAGUUAGACGAUUACAAGUUAUAGGAUUACAAGUUAGGGGAUUACAAGUUAGAGGAUUACAAGUUAGAGGAUUACAAGUUAUAGGAUUACAAGUUAGGAGAUUACAAGUUAGGGGAUUACAAGUUAGAUGAUUACAAGUUAUAGGAAUACAAGUUAGAGGAUUACAAGUUAUAGGAUUACAAGUUAGAGGAUUACAAGUUAGAAGAUUACAAGUUAUAGGAUUACAAGUUAGAGGAUUACAAGUUAGAGGAUUACAAGUUAGAGGAUUCCAAGUUAUAGGAUUACAAGUUAGGGGAUUACAAGUUAGAUGAUUACAAUUUAGAGGAUUACAAGUUAGGGGAUUACAAGUUAGAUGAUUACAAGUUAGAGGAUUACAAGUUAGGGGAUUACAAGUUAGGGGAUUACAAGUUAUGGGAUUACAAGUUAGAGGAUUACAAGUUAGGGGAUUACAAGUUAGACGAUUACAAGUUAGGGGAUUACAAGUUAGAGGAAUACAAGUUAUAGGAUUACAAGUUAGAAGAAUACAAGUUAUAGGAUUACAAGUUAGAUGAUUACAAGUUAGGGGAUUACAAGUUAGACGAUUACAAGUUAGGGGAUUACAAGUUAGGGUAUUACAAGUUAGAGGAUUACAAGUUAGAGGAUUACAAGUUAUAUGAUUACAAGUUAGAGGAUUACAAGAUAUAGGAUUACAAGUUAGGGGAUUACAAGUUAGGGGAUUACAAGUUAGACGAUUACAAGUUAUAUGAUUACAAGUUAGUGGAUUACAAGUUAGGGGAUUACAAGUUAUGGGAUUACAAGUUAGAGGAUUACAAGUUAGUUGAUUACAAGUUAUAGGAUUACAAGUUAUAGGAUUACAAGUUAGGGGAUUACAAGUUAGAGGAUUCCAAGUUAUAGGAUUACAAGUUAGCGGAUUACAAGUUAGAUGAUUACAAGUUAUAGGAUUACAAGUUAGGGGAUUACAAGUUAGAUGAUUACAAGUUAGAGGAUUACAAGUUAGGGGAUUACAAGUUAGAGGAUAACAAGUUAGGGGAUUACAAGUUAGGGGAUCACAAGUUAGGGGAUUACAAGUUAGAGGAUUACAAGUUAUAGGAUAAGUUAGGGGAUUACAAGUUAGGGGAUUACAAGUUAGGGGAUUACAAGUUAGGGGAUUACAAGUUAGGGGAUUACAAGUUAUAGGAUUACAAGUUAUAGGAUUACAAGUUAGGGGAUUACAAGUUAGGGGAUUACAAGUUAGGGGAUUACAAGUUAUAGGAUUAAAAGUUAGGGGAUUACAAGUUAGAGGAUUACAAGUUAGGGGAUUACAAGUUAGGGGAUUUCAAGUUAUAGGAUUACAAGUUAAAGGAUUACAAGUUAGAUGAUUACAAGUUAGAGGAUUACAAGUUAUAGGAUUACAAGUUAGGGGAUUACAAGUUAUACGAUUACAAGUUAGGGGAUUACAAGUUAGGGGAUUACAAGUUAGAGGAAUACAAGUUAUAGGAUUACAAGUUAGAUGAUUACAAGUUAGAGGAUUACAAGUUAUAGGAUUACAAGUUAGAGGAUUACAAGAUAUAGGAUUACAAGUUAGAGGAUUACAAGUUAUAGUAUUACAAGUUAGGGGAUUACAAGUUAGACGAUUACAAGUUAGGGGAUUACAAGUUAGGGGAUUACAAGUUAGAGGAUUACAAGUUAGAGGAUUACAAGUUAGAGGAUUACAAGUUAGGGGAUUACAAGUUAGGGGAUUACAAGUUAGACGAUUACAAGUUAUAUGAUUACAAGUUAGUGGAUUACAAGUUAGGGGAUUACAAAUUAGACGAUUACAAGUUAGGGGAUUACAAGUUAUAGGAUUACAAGUUAUAGGAUUACAAGUUAGGGGAUUACAAGUUAGAAUUUACAAGUUGGAAUCUUAUGGCGUAUUGAGGAUUCUUUUAAAUUCGUUUGAAAAGCAAGAGAGUUCUGCCUGAAGAUUAUACAUCAACCUUUGACCCCGAGGUUGCCGUUAUUGCUUUUAAUAUAUAUUCAUGAUAUUGUUGAUUGUGUUUCAGUUAAAUUAAAAUAUUUGCAAAUGA